AUGUCCAGUCAAGCCCCCGCUGACGCUGCGGUUCCCGCCGAAUCGGCUGCCGCUCAAACCUUGCCUGACCGCACUCAGGCCCCCGCCGAUGCCGCUGCUGCUCCCCAAGGCGAGGUCUCCAAGAACGCUGCAAAGAAGGCCGCCAAGUUGGCCAAGUUGGCCCAAGAUAAGGCCGACAAGAAGGCGGGGAAUGCUGCCAACAAGGGAAUUGGAAAGCAGGAGGCCAAGAAGCCCGCCUCCAAGGCCCCCAAGAAGAAGAUUGACGGUGCCGCUCUGAUCGGUAUCGAUGUCUCCAAGGAGGAGGACUUCCCCGGUUGGUACCAGCAGGUCCUGACCAAGGGUGACAUGCUCGACUACUAUGAUGUCUCUGGAUGCUUCAUCCUCAAGCCCGCUUCAUACUCUAUCUGGGAGGAGAUCCAGAACUGGUUCAACGGAUACAUCAAGAAGAUUGGUGUCAAGAACUGCUCCUUCCCUCUCUUUGUCUCUGAGGAUGUCCUGCAGCGGGAGAAGGACCACAUCGAGGGUUUCGCGGCCGAGGUCGCCUGGGUCACCCAUGCUGGUUCCACCCCCUUGGAGAAGAAGAUCGCUAUCCGUCCCACCUCUGAGACCGUCAUGUACCCCUACUACGCCAAGUGGAUCAGAAGUCACCGUGACCUUCCUCUCAAGCUGAACCAGUGGAACUCUGUCGUUCGUUGGGAGUUCAAGCACCCCCAGCCCUUCUUGAGAACCAGAGAGUUCCUGUGGCAGGAGGGUCACACUGCCCACCUGACCCAGGACGCGGCCCAUGAGGAAGUCAUGCAGAUCCUCGACCUCUACGCUCGCAUCUACGAGGAGCUCUUGGCCGUUCCCGUUGUCAAGGGUCAGAAGACCGAGAAGGAGAAGUUCGCCGGUGGUCUCUACACCACUACCGUCGAGGGCUACAUUCCCGCCACUGGCCGUGGUAUUCAGGGUGGUACUUCCCACGGUCUGGGCCAGAACUUCAGUAAGAUGUUCGGAAUCACCGUCGAGGACCCCUCCGCCAAGGGUGACGAGAAGAAGCCCCCCAUCCACGUCUGGCAGAACUCCUGGGGUCUGUCGACCCGUACUCUGGGUGUCAUGGUGAUGAUCCACAGUGACAACCGCGGUCUUGUCCUCCCUCCCCGCGUGGCUGAGAACCAGACCGUCAUCGUCCCCGUCGGUAUCACCGCCAAGACCUCGGACGAGGAGCGCAGCAAGCUUUACGCUGAGAUCGACCGCUUGGUCUCCAUUCUUCAGGACGCCGGCGUCCGCGCCAUCUCCGACCUCCGCGAGGGCUACUCCCCCGGCUGGAAGUUCAACGAGUGGGAGCUGCGCGGUGUGCCCCUGCGCAUUGAGUUCGGUCCCGGUGAGAUGGCCGGCGGCUUCGUCACCGCCGCUCGCCGUGACAUCCCCGGUAAGGACGGCAAGGCGCCCAUCCAGAUCGCCGAGCUCGCGACCGCCGUCCCCGCUCUUCUCGAGACCAUCCAGAAGGACCUGUACAACCGUGCCGACAACGAGUACCGCUCCCACCGCAAGCUUAUCACCAACUGGGACGACUUCACCCCCGCCCUCAACGACAAGAAUGUCUGCAUCAUCCCCCACUGCUUGACCGAGGAGUGCGAGGACCAGAUCAAGGACAUGAGCGCCCGCAAGGCCGAGGAGGACUCCGGCGAGGCCCAGGACGCCCGCGCCCCCAGCAUGGGCGCCAAGUCCCUCUGUAUUCCCUUCGACCAGCCCGAGGGUAUCGUCGCCGGCGAGACCAAGUGCUGCAACCCCAAGUGUACCCGCCCUGCCGAGAAGUGGUGCAUGUUCGGCCGCUCUUACUAA
Aspergillus japonicus CBS 114.51 is the source of this 1824-nucleotide messenger RNA. RefSeq names its product proline--tRNA ligase. Lineage: Eukaryota; Fungi; Ascomycota; Eurotiomycetes; Eurotiales; Aspergillaceae. The coding region runs from base 1 to 1824 and encodes 607 amino acids. The transcript is spliced from 4 exons. The record is from RefSeq and is a predicted model, not a curated record. Gene Ontology annotation, biological process: prolyl-tRNA aminoacylation. Gene Ontology annotation, cellular component: cytoplasm; aminoacyl-tRNA synthetase multienzyme complex. Gene Ontology annotation, molecular function: ATP binding; proline-tRNA ligase activity.